Molecule: messenger RNA, 5565 nt
Organism: Vicugna pacos (alpaca)
Lineage: Eukaryota; Metazoa; Chordata; Mammalia; Artiodactyla; Camelidae
Source: RefSeq, a predicted model, not a curated record
UCAUGUAAAGCUUUCUGGGCUUGGAGGUUUCUCUUUUGGGAGUUUUAAAAUUGCAAAAUCAAUUUCCUUAAUUAUAAUAAGGCCAUUCAAAUGGUCUGUUUCACAUUGGGUUGAUGGUGGUAGUUUGUGCUUUUUGAGGAAUUGCUUCCUUUCAUCUUAAUUGUCAAAUUUAUGUGCGUAGAGUGGUCUGUCCUAUUUCCUUAUCCUUUUGUGGUCAGCAGGGCCUGUGAUGAUAUUCACUGUUUCUUUCCUAACAUUGGUAGUUGGCGAUUUUCUGAUAAAUUAGUAAUCAGUGGUUUCUCUCUUUUGUUCUUUGUCAGUAAUAGCAGGGGUUCAUCAAUUUUAUUGAUAAAUUGGAAGCUUUUCGUUUCAUUGAUUUUCUCUAUUGGACAAUGUCACUGAUUUCUGCUCUUUAUUACUUUCUUUCUUCUUCUUGAUAUGGGUUGUUUAUUCGUUUACUAAUUUCUUGAGGUAGGAGCUUAGACUCUCUGAGACUUCCCCUCUUGUCCCGUGAAGGGUUUAGUGCUUUAAUUUCUCCCACAGCACUGUUCUAGCUGCAUCUCACAACCUUUGAUGUGUUGUAUUUUCACUCUCUUUCAGUUCCAUGUGUUUUGGUCCCCCCUUCCUUGAGACUGCCUCUUUGAUCCAUGGCUUAUUUAGAAGUGUGCUUUUUCGUUUCCAAAUGUUUGGAGAGUUUGCUGUUAUCUUAGAUAUUUCUUUGAUUCCAUUGUGUCAGAGAACACUCUCUAUAUGGUUUUCAAUUUUUUUUUUUACAUUUGUUGAAGUUUGUUUUUUGGCUCACGAUAUCGUAUAUCUUGGUAAAUGUUACAUGAAUGUUUGAAAAGAGUGUGUAUUUUGUUCUUGUGGGAUGGAGUGCUCUAUAAAUAUCAAUGAGAUCUUGUUGGUUGAUGAUGGUAUUGAGUUCUUCCAUAUUCUUGCUGAUUUUCUGCCUGGGUGUCUAUCAGUUGUUGAUGGUGGUGCUGAAGUAUCAAAUCAUAAUUGUGAACUUACCCAUUUCUCAUUUCAGUUCUGUCAACUUAUCCUUCACAUACUUUGCAGCUCUGUUGUUUAGUGUGUACACAUUUUCAGUUGCUAUGUCUUCUUGGUGGAUUAACUCUUUUAUUAUUACAUAAUGUCCUUUUCUGUCUCUGGUAAUUUUGUUUACUCUGAAGUCCAUUUUAUUUGCUAUUUAUAUAGCCAUUCUUCCUUUCUUUUUUUCCUUAUGAUAAGAUUUACUCUUAGAAUUUACUCUCUUAGUAACUUUCAUGCAUAACAUACAACAGUGUUAAUUAUAUUUAUUGUGUUGUACUUUACAUCUCUGGUACUUAUUGUACCACUGGAAGUUUGUUCCUUACUCCUGCUUUCUUUUGAAUAAAAUUUGCAUGAUUAUUUUACUUUUUGGGGGUGGGGAGGUAAUUAGGUUUAUUUAUUUAUUUUUAGAGGGGACACUGGGGAUCGAACCCAGGACCUCCUGCAUGUUAAGCAUGCACUCUACCACUUGAGCUACACCCUCCCCAACAUUUGCAUGUUAUAUCCCCCAUCUUUUGUUUUUUUUUUUUAAUUGAAGUGCAGUCAGUUACAAUGUACAGGACAAUGUCCCAGUCUGCAUAGACACCAGAAUCCCUGGCCUGAGUUAGGCAAGUCAUCACACCUGUAUAACACCUCAGUGUUCUUUUUUUUUUUUAUAAGACAAACAUUUUUAAAAGUAUUUACAUUUCUUUUUUAUGAUUUCUUUUUUUAAGAGGCAGAGGUAAUUAGUUUUAUUUAUUUAUUUAUUAAAAUUUUUUUUAAUGGAGGUACUGGGAAUUGAACCCAGGACCUCGUGCACACUAAGCACACACUCUACCACUGAGCUGUACUCUCCCCACUAAACUCUGGUGUUCUUAACUAUGAGAUGGAAUGAUAUGAUCGCUUACCCUACUGUACUUUUCAUUUUUCCAUAGCACGUAUCCCCUUCUAAUAUCCCACAUCAUUUACCUAUUUAUUAUGUUUAUUGUUUAUUGUCUCUUUCCUUACCAGAGCAGAGAUUUCUGUCUGUUUUGUCCCUAGCUGUCUCCCUAGAGCAGGGGCAGUAGGAGCUCAGGAAAUGUGCGUUGAAUGACUGAGUGAGUAUAUACCUUCCUCACAGGGGCUACUGUGUUACAACACAUGACAGUCACAACACCUAGUGGAGAUUCCCACGUAUCGAGCACCGUCUCUGUGCCAGGCGGUGUUCCCAGCGCUCUCUCCCACCGUUAACUCAUUUGAUCCUCACAACCAUCUUGCGAGGGGAGACUGUUGUUCAUCCCCAGUCGGCUGGUGAGAACCUACACACACACGGGUGACCUACCUCUCCCUACAAACCGUAGCUGGGGUGUGAAGAACUUGGACAGCAGCCUCCAAAGAGGCAAAACUGGCACCAUCUCCAUCUCAUAGCAGAGGAAAGUGACCAUGAGAGAGGAGAACUGACGUGCCCAACGCCACACAGUGAGCAAGUGGAGGAGCCAGGAUUUGAACCCCUCCCUGCAGUUUGGAUCCAGAGCCAAUUUGCUCAGCCCUUGCUUCAUUGGAGCAGAAACUUGGUGACUGUCCAUGACUCGAAUGAGACCCAAACAGGGGUAGCAAUUCGAGGCAGCUGGGCGAGCUGAGAUCUCUUUCCUUGGAUGCCAAGCUGCCCCUCACACCCUAAGUAGUCAUUUUAGUUUUCUCAGCCUUCUCUUGAAUUACAUCCCACCUCCUCUAUUCCAGAGCCACUUGAAUUUCCUUUAAAAAGGAGAGGAAUUAACUCUCAUAUACUGAAACUUUUUUUAUGUUCUCCAGGUUUCAGCACAGAUGUCCCCUCUUCCAGGAAGCCUUCCCUGCCCCUUCCUCCUAACUUGAGUUGGGCACCCUCUGGGGGCUUUCCCAGCCCAGCUCGCUUUGUGCCUCUAUGACCAGGAAUCUGUAUCACAAGCAUCAUUUCAGCUUAUUUAAUAUUUCCAGGCUGUUCACGGUGAACUCAGCACUGGGUCUGGUCCUGUCAUUUUUAUUUUAUUGUUAUAGCUGUUAACUGUUAUGAUCACAAUUCCUGGUCCCUUUAACUCUAAACUUCUUGAAUUGUCCCUCCCUGGCACCAUGUCUCCCUGGCUGCUCCCUCAUCCUGGCAGAAUGGUGGGGAGGGAGGCUUGGGGUGAGAGGAGGCAUAAUUCCCAAGGGGAUCCAGGGCCAAAGGGCAGGGCUUUCUUUCUCCUUUCUCACCUUGAAGGAAAUCCCAGGGUUCCCAGGGCUGCUGUUCUCUGUGCAGAGGAGGGAGGAAAGUGAGCCCUGGGAUGAAGGGCGGAGGUACAGCCAAAGUUCCUCCCGUGCCACCGCCCCUGUCUGUUCUGGGAGCUGCUGUCUGCUGUCGUUGAAGUCCCUGUCAGUUUGCAGCAAGCCAGAGGGGAAGAGAAGGGAGCCCUCACAGCCAGAGUGAGGACAGUGCCUGCGUGUGCAAGCUGGGGACACUGUCAGCUUGGUGCUCUGAAGUCAGGUGUCAGGACCCAUGGGGUCCACUGACCUACAGCAGCCCUGCUGGGCAGGAAUCCUGCUCUCAGCCUCACUUUUGACCGUGUGGAGUCUGCCAGCCGCAGCCCAGCUCUCCCGUGGUGCCAGCCUGCUUAAGACCAUCCAAAGUGAGAAGGAUGUUGUUCCAUCUGUGUUUGGGACUCCCCUGAUCACACCUAGAAUGAGAAGUAGAUCCAAACCACUGGCCAAGCCCACCAUUUCAGUCAGCCAAGGAACUGCCAUAGAGCAGAGGGAAAUGGUGACCUUCUACUGUGACACCAAGGACGUCAACAUUACCAUCCACUGGGUCUCCAACAGUCUUCCCCUGGUGUUCCACGAGCGCAUGUGGCUGUCCACGGAUCGCAAGAACCUCACCAUCCUCACUGUCCAGCGCGAGGAUGCUGGGACUUACCAAUGUGAAGUUUGGGGUGUCCUCCAGGCCCAGAGCAGUGACCCCACCUUCUUGGCCGUGAACUAUGGUCCUGACCCCGUCAAAAUCAAGCUGAAGUCUGGUGUGUCCAACAGGGAGGUGGUUGAGGUGAUAGAAGGCUCCAACGCGACCUUCUCGGUGGAGACUCAGUCUCACCCACACCCCACCUAUUUAUGGUUUCUCCCCAAUGACUCUCUGCCCAUCGGGAGCUUGUUCCACACCAUGAGCACACUCACCAUCCAUGCCAUGUCCAGGGAACACGAGGGCACAUACAGGUGCCUGGUGUCCAACAGUGCCACCAACCUGUCCCGCAUGGGGGUUCUGAACGUCCGAGUCCUGGAAAGACUGACCAAGCCUUGCAUCACGCCCUCAAACCUGAGUCCCGUGGAGAACACCAGCCUGGUGGCCCUGACCUGUCAGACCACCCACAAGCAGGUCGGAGCCCAGUGGUUCCUAGGGGGUCAGCUCCUCUGGCCCAGCGAGCACCUGGUGCUGUCAGCUGACAACAGGACCCUGACCAUCCACAGCCUCCGGCGAGACGACACGGGGCCCUAUGAGUGUGAGAUCUGGAACUGGGGCUGCCGGGCACGGAGUGACCCCCUCUGGCUGAACAUUAGCUAUGGCCCUGAUCGAGUGGAUAUCACCAGGGGGUCAGCAUCCCAGGUGGUCAACAUCAUCAAGGCGGAGCUCAACUCCAGCCUGACCCUGCAGUGUCGGGCUGACUCCCAGCCGGAUGCUGAGUUUCACUGGACCUCUGCACACUCCACCACUGUGUGUACGGGCGAGCAGCUGAUAAUCGAGGCCCUGACCUGGGAGCACCACGGGAUCUACAACUGCACGGCUUUUAACUCUCUGACCCACCUGGCCCGCUCCACCUCAGUCCUGAUCAGAGUGAUAGGUCCCCAGUCGUCCCUGUCUGCAGGGGCCAUCACUGGUAUUGCCAUCGGGAUCCUGGCUGUCAUUGCCCUGCUCACAGGGCUGGGCUGUUUCCUCUACAUCAGAAAUGCCACAAGGUCCUCAAGGGAAGCAGCAGAGGACUCCAUCCAUGAGGCCGUGACAUCUAUCUCUGAAAAGGAUCAGCCUGCAGAGCCCGGAUGCAGCUGGCCAAUAUAUGCCAAUGUACCGGACAGUCAAGGACAGGUCCAACUCAAAAAGAUGCUGCCACUAGACCCUCCUGAGCAGUUCUAUGAGAAGGAAUCACUUUCAGCAAUGCCUGAGCGCUAUUCUGAUGGCCCCAGGAAGCCAUCACCCAAGCUUGCGUUGCAUUCAUUGGUCCCAGCACUACCAAGAGAAAACAUGGAGUCAAACUAUGAAGUGCUUGUGAAUCCAGAGCACAACAUUUACUGCCAAAUGAAUUCCUCCACCUAACGGAAGCAGAGAUCCUUUCUCCAGAAAUCCUAGAGAAACCAUGCUCAAUCAUAUAUUCAAUGACAUUUACUGUGUACAUAUUAUGUCUCAGACAUUGUCUUUGUAGACCAUAUGAUGUUCUGUUUCAAUGUGUUUUUCAGGCUCUGGACCCUAGCUCCCACCAAAUCUUAGGCUUUUGACUCAUGUUUCUUUUUUCCCCCAUACUCACUGCUACACUAUUUUAUUUUAAAAUGUCCCACAGUGAAUGGAUGUAUCCAUAUUGGUUU